AUGAGCUUCGGCUUAUUUGAGAGGUCGCUCUAUUUGGCAAAACGCCCUGCUUUGGCUGCAUCACGUAAUGGUGCACCUUGGAGAGCUACAGAGCUACCUAAAAUAAAAUUACCCAAGAAAACAGCCAGACGGUACCCAGCAUAUGAGCUCUAUCUCUAUGGCGAAGGGAACUACGCUGAAGAAAACAAAAAUCUCCUGUUGACAGGAAUUCCAGUUCUCUUUCUUCCUGGGAACGCUGGUAGUUACAGGCAAGUACGUUCUCUUGGCUCCAUUGCACUUCGAAAAGCAGAAGAUGUUGACUUCAAGUAUCAUUUUAAUUUCUUCAGCGUCAACUUUAAUGAGGAGUUGGUUGCAUUGUAUGGUGGUAGUCUUCAACGACAGACCAAGUUUGUGCAUGAGUGCAUUAAAGUAAUUCUUAAGUUGUACAGGGGUCGAGAAUUUGCACCGACCAGCGUUGCAAUAGUAGGUCAUUCCAUGGGUGGUCUUGUUGCAAGAGCAUUGCUUACUCUGAAGAAUUUUAAGCCUGAAUUUAUAAACCUCCUCAUUACACAAGCGACACCUCAUGUUGCACCUGUAAUGCCUUUAGACAAAUAUCUUACCGAUUUUUAUACAGCUGUAAACAAUCAUUGGAUUCUAAAGGCCCAAGAUUUAAGAAAUUUAACUACCCUUUCUGUGGCGGGAGGAUUCAGAGAUUACCAAGUUCGUUCAGGACUGGCUUUUCUACCAAGAUUGAGUCAACAUGACAGUGCCUUAUCUGUUGUGAGCUCAGCUGUGCCUAGGGCGUGGGCCUCAACAGACCAUCUCUCCAUAGUGUGGUGCAAAGAAUUAAUCCUGGCUACCAUUAGAGCUUUUUUUGACCUCAUAGAUGAAAACACAAGGCAGAUAACUGAGGAUCCAAAGAAGAGAAUGUCUGUAUUGAAUCACCACUUCGUGAGACACCCUGCAAAGAUAUUUGAGGAAAAUCCUGAAGCUUUUACAGAACUCUCAGGAGCUUUCAUGUGGAUUACAGUCAAAGCCUCAAAAUGGACUUACUCUGUUUACAAUGAUUCUGAUGGAAAAUAUUUCACAUUUCCUCUUGCAAGCCAUAGAAAAUCAUACAGUCAUGUUUACUGUGAAAACAGUAUGUUGGAUACACGUAGCUGGAUUUAUGGCUGUAUGAACAGUAAUUCAUUGAUGUGCCUGAAAGUUACUGAUUUAUCCUGGAGAGCUGAGUUACUUCCAACCACCAAGGUUGUAAUACUGAAACUUCAGGACUAUCCUUCUUUGUCCCAUAUUGUCAUUCAGGUACCACCCAUGGUUGGCAAUAAGUAUACUUUGGACUGUGAAUUUUUCAAAGAGGAUUCCAGAACGGUACAGCUUCCUGUAACACAUCUUUUGUCAUUUGGAUUUUCUUCAAGCAAAAUUCUAUUAAAUUCAACUGGCUUACUUUACAAUGUACAGCUCCAGCACUUUAACCAAAUAUAUCAAGCUUUCAAAAUUUAUGUAGAGAGCCACUGCCAGUCACUCAAAGAAAGAAAACCUAGCGUUUACAGAGUUCAUAUACCCUGGUCACAUGAAGACUCAAUAACUGUAGCAAAAAUUCCAUCUUUUACUGAGAUUUCAGCAAAACUGCAUAUUGCUCGGCCUCAAAAUGACAGCAGGGUUCCAGAGUUAAAUAUCUACUCUUCCUCAGACUGUCAGUAUGAAGUAAUUGUGAAGACGUCGCUUUCACAGGUUCUUGGGCAAAUAAUAAGGUUCCAUGCUGGCGCUCUUCCUGUCUAUGUUGUUUCUAGUAUUCUUCUUACUUAUGGAGGACAAUUGAGCACAUUGAUAUCAACAGGCCAGUGUUCAGACUUUUGCUUUGAACUAGUUAGGACAGCUAAACCCUACAAAGUAGAACCUCUUAUAAGCAUUGCUGUGUUUCUGCAGGGGUUUAACUGGUUUAGAGAGAUAUGGGAAUCACUGUCAUUACCAGAGAUGGAUGCUGCCGAACGGAGUAGUCAGGAUGCGUGGUUCCCCGUUGUGUCCCUGAUUCUAUUUCUUUUCGGGACAGGCUUUGCCUACUGGAGUGGAGUAUUUUUCUCUACAUCUCUGAGACUCUUCUCUUCAUUAUGGUUAACUCUGAUUCG
Messenger RNA from Leptosomus discolor (cuckoo roller), 2108 nucleotides. Lineage: Eukaryota; Metazoa; Chordata; Aves; Leptosomiformes; Leptosomidae. The record is from RefSeq and is a predicted model, not a curated record.